This is a messenger RNA of Lycium barbarum (goji berry), 2026 nucleotides long. RefSeq names its product cholesterol 22-monohydroxylase CYP90B51. Lineage: Eukaryota; Viridiplantae; Streptophyta; Magnoliopsida; Solanales; Solanaceae. Gene Ontology annotation, biological process: sterol metabolic process. The transcript is spliced from 8 exons. Gene Ontology annotation, molecular function: monooxygenase activity; heme binding; oxidoreductase activity, acting on paired donors, with incorporation or reduction of molecular oxygen. The record is from RefSeq and is a predicted model, not a curated record. The coding region runs from base 199 to 1683 and encodes 494 amino acids.
GAGAUUCAGAAAACUGAAAGUUCCUUUAUAGCAGCAGCUUGGAAGAUUCAUAGUCGAAGCUGCACAUAGUGCUAUAACAUAUUGAGUAGUAAUUAACACUUACUAUCUUAUUCCAGCUCUGCUUCAGCAACAGAGCCUACUGAGUGUUGAAACUGAAACAGAGAUAUAUAGAUUCACUGAAAUCAUCAAAUUUUCUUCAUGUCUGACUUGGAGUUUUUUCUUUUUCUUGUUCCCCCAAUCUUUGCAGUACUUAUUAUACUUAAUCUAUUCAAAAGAAAACAGAAAUUUCCAAAUCUUCCACCAGGGGACAUGGGUUGGCCUUUUCUUGGUGAAACUAUUGGCUAUUUGAGACCUUAUUCAGCUACCACUAUUGGAGAUUUCAUGCAAGAUCACAUCUCUAAGUAUGGAAAAAUUUACAAGUCAAAUUUGUUUGGAGAGCCAACAAUAGUUUCAGCAGAUGCAGGGCUCAACAGAUACAUUCUGCAGAAUGAAGGCAGAUUAUUUGAGUGUAGUUAUCCAAGAAGCAUAGGUGGAAUUCUUGGAAAAUGGUCUAUGUUGGUUCUAGUUGGACAAAUGCAUAGAGAUAUGAGGAUGAUUUCUUUGAAUUUCUUGAGCAAUGGCAGGCUCAGGAAUCAACUUUUAAGUGAGGUUGAAAAACACACUCUUCUUGUUCUUGGCUCUUGGAAAAAAGCUUCUGUUGUUUGUGCACAAGAUGAAGCAAAGAAGUUCACAUUCAACUUCAUGGCAGAGCAUAUCAUGAGUUUACAACCUGGAAACCUAGAGACUGAGCAGCUGAAAAAAGAAUACAUCACAUUUAUGAAAGGAGUGGUUUCUGCUCCAUUGAAUUUUCCAGGAACAGCUUACAGAAAGGCCUUACAGUCUCGAUCGACUAUUCUUGGAUUUAUUGAGAGAAAAAUGGAAGAGAGGCUCCAGGAAAUGAAUGGAAGCGAAAAUGACCUGCUUGGGUGGGUUCUGAAAAAUUCCAAUCUCUCAAAGGAGCAAAUUCUUGAUUUGCUACUAAGUUUGCUCUUCGCUGGACAUGAAACUUCAUCAGUAGCCAUAGCCCUGUCUAUUUACUUCUUGGAAAACUGUCCUGCUGCUGUUCAACAACUGACAGAAGAGCACUUGGAGAUUUCCAGAGCCAAAAAGCAGUUAGGAGAAACAGAAUUGAAUUGGGAGGACUAUAAGAAAAUGGAAUUCACCCAAUGUGUUAUUAGUGAGACUCUAAGGCUUGGGAAUGUAGUGAGGUUUCUGCACAGGAAGGCUGUGAAAGAUGUACGAUAUAAAGGUUAUGACAUUCCAUGUGGAUGGAAAGUGCUGCCGGUGAUUUCAGCAGUGCAUUUAGAUCCUUCACUUUUUGGCCGACCUCACCAAUUUGAUCCGUGGAGAUGGCAGAAUAAACAAGGGUCGCCUUCAGGUGACGGAGGAAGCACGGGCACGAGCAGCACUACAAAAAGUAGUAAUAAUUUCAUGCCAUUUGGGGGAGGACCGCGUCUUUGUGCAGGAUCUGAACUCGCCAAACUUGAGAUGGCCAUUUUCAUCCACUAUCUUGUUCUUAAUUUUCACUGGAAAUUAGCUGCACCUGAUCAGGCUUUUGCCUAUCCUUACGUCGAUUUUCCUAAUGGUCUCCCUAUCACUAUCCAACAUCGUCAAAUAAACAACGACACUAAGCCUAAUUCGUAAAACAAUGUCGUGUAGGGGUAACAUUAUGUAUAAAUAAAUAAAAUAGCUGAACAAAUGAGAAAUUUUAUAGAAAAUUGCCUUUGGUCUAUUUAUUACGAAAAGGAGCUUCCUGAAUUUAACAAGAGUUAAGGAGAGGACGGUACCUAAACUGGUCAAACCAAAGCGAUGUUUUGUAAAUCUAGCUAUUUUAUCUAGGAGGUGAAGCUGCUACAGUUUUUGUUUUCAUUUUUCUGUUGCUUUAUCUCUUACUAUCUUGUUUCCUUCUUGUUUUUCUGUGUUAGUACAUAAUUUUCUGUGUAAUUAAAUACAGCAAAUUAUUCUAAUUUCCAUUUUACGCUGUGGA